ACUGGCGGCGGCAGCGGCGGAGGCGACGGUGGCGGCUCUCGGAGCCGGCGCGAAUCCGGCCCCCGCAGCGGGACCCGGGCAGGUCUUGACGAGCCCUGCCCGGGCCGACGCAUGCGGAGGAUGGAAACACUUGCCCGGCAAUGUCUCUGGGCCGCCUCCUUCGCAGGGCCUCCUCCAAAGCCUCGGACCUCCUGACCCUCACCCCCGGUGGCAGCGGCAGCGGGUCCCCCUCUGUCCUGGAUGGAGAGAUCAUCUACUCCAAGAACAAUGUCUGCGUGCACCCGCCGGAGGGGCUGCAGGGGCUGGGGGAGCACCACCCAGGUUACCUGUGCUUGUACAUGGAGAAGGAUGAGAUGCUGGGAGCCACCCUCAUCCUGGCAUGGGUCCCCAACUCUCGCAUCCAGAGGCAGGACGAGGAGGCCCUGCGCUACAUCACACCCGAGAGCUCCCCCGUUCGCAAGGCACCCCGCCCUCGGGGCCGGCGCACCCGGAGCUCAGGAGCCUCCCACCAGCCCUCCCCGACGGAGCUGCGGCCUACCCUGACCCCCAAAGAUGAGGACAUCCUGGUGGUGGCCCAGAGUGUUCCAGACCGCAUGCUCGCCAGCCCUGCGCCAGAGGAUGAGGAGAAGCUGGCGCAGGGCUUGGGGGUGGAUGGUGCCCAGCCAGCCUCGCAGCCUGCUUGCAGCCCCUCCGGGAUCUUGUCGACGGUCAGUCCGCAGGAUGUCACCGAGGAGGGGCGGGAGCCGCGGCCCGAGGCCGGGGAGGAGGAUGGCUCUUUGGAACUGUCAGCCGAGGGCGUGAGCAGAGACAGCUCCUUUGACUCAGACUCAGACACCUUCUCCUCGCCCUUCUGCCUCUCGCCCAUCAGCGCGGCGCUGGCCGAGAGCCGCGGCUCCGUGUUUCUGGAAAGUGACAGCAG
Molecule: messenger RNA, 919 nt
Organism: Homo sapiens (human)
Lineage: Eukaryota; Metazoa; Chordata; Mammalia; Primates; Hominidae
Gene: TBC1D16
Product: TBC1 domain family member 16
Source: RefSeq, marked validated